Molecule: messenger RNA, 1700 nt
Organism: Terrapene triunguis (Three-toed box turtle)
Lineage: Eukaryota; Metazoa; Chordata; Testudines; Emydidae
Gene: POGLUT1
Product: protein O-glucosyltransferase 1
Exons: 11
Coding region: 283-1455 (390 amino acids)
Biological process (GO): positive regulation of Notch signaling pathway; protein O-linked glycosylation
Cellular component (GO): endomembrane system
Molecular function (GO): UDP-xylosyltransferase activity; UDP-glucosyltransferase activity
Source: RefSeq, a predicted model, not a curated record
CAAACGUCCGGCACUACAACUCCCAGCAGGCAAAGCGAGAUUGUCCCGGAUGCGCAGCAGCGAUGGGGCCGAUGUGGAAUUGACUAGCGCUGCCAUGUUUGUGCGGGGCGCGCCGCCGCCUUCCCCGCUGCGGCGGCCAUCUUUGUGCGGGACGCUGUUCGCCCUCCGCUCCGCCGACUUCUUUUUUUCUUGAAUAAGCCGGCGGCCCGGUGGAAGGUGGAGGGGCCGGUUGGGGGCGCGCACGCGCAGUGAGUGGGCGGCGACUGUCCGCCGGGCUGCACAAUGGGGCUGCUGGUGGCGUGGACGCUGCGGGUGGCUGCCUUGUCCCAGCUUGUCCUCAGCCCGGGGAGCAGCGCCGCAGGUGCAAAAUGGAAACAUUUCAUCGACCAGAUUGACAGAGCAGUGGAGGGCUACAGACCAUGUAUAAGGGAGAAUUGCAGCUGCUACCAAAGUGUUAGGGAGCAGGACUUGGCUCUCUUUCAAGGAGGCAUCUCCAAGGAGCUGCUGUCCGAUGUGGUUAGCCGGAAGCUUGGGACGCACUACCAGAUCAUCAAGAACAAGUUGUACCGUGAGCAUGACUGCAUGUUCCCUGCUAGAUGUAAUGGGGUCGAACAUUUCAUUCUGGAGAUCAUCGGCCGCCUCCCGGACAUGGAGAUGGUGAUCAAUGUGCGAGAUUAUCCCCAGGUCCCCAAGUGGAUGAAGCCAGUCAUCCCAGUAUUCUCCUUCAGCAAGACUUCUGAGUACCAUGAUAUCAUGUAUCCUGCCUGGACGUUUUGGGAAGGGGGACCAGCUGUUUGGCCAAUUUACCCGACAGGUCUUGGGCGCUGGGACUUAAUGAGAGAGGACCUCCGAAGAUCUGCAGAAAAAUGGCCGUGGAAGAAAAAAAUCUCCAAAGGAUAUUUUCGAGGAUCCAGAACAAGUCCUGAGAGGGAUCCCCUCAUUGUUCUGUCUCGAGAGAACCCAGAACUCGUCGAUGCUGAGUACACUAAAAACCAGGCCUGGAAAUCUGAAAAAGACACUCUUGGGAAACCGCCUGCGAAGGAAAUUCCUCUGGUCGAUCACUGCAAAUACAAAUACCUGUUUAAUUUCCGGGGGGUAGCAGCCAGUUUCCGCUUCAAACACCUCUUCUUAUGUGGCUCAUUAGUCUUUCACGUAGGGGAAGAGUGGCUGGAGUUCUUCUACCCACAGCUGAAGCCUUGGGUACAUUACAUCCCAGUCAAACCAGACCUCUCUGAUGUCAGGGAGCUGUUGCAGUUUGUGAAAGAAAAUGAUGAUGUAGCACAAGAAAUUUCAGAGAGGGGGCACCAGUUCAUCAUGGACCACUUGCAGAUGGAGGAUGUCUCUUGUUACUGGGAGACUCUGCUGACUGAAUACUCUAAAGCUCUGACUUACAAAGUUAAGAGGAGGAAAAACUAUGAUGAGAUUGUCUCCAAACACUUGAAAACAGAACUUUAAAACCAUUGUGAUUCUCUUUCCAAUUCAAGGCCUGGGACUGGUGGUCACUGAAAAUCCAAAAACUAGUGUACCUUCUGUUACUCUUCUUCCCUCCGAUUUAUUAUCUCAUACUCUAAAGCAGUGGUUCUCAACCAGGGUCCGCGGACUAUGUCUAAAGUGUCCAUGAAAGACUUAGACUGAAAACUGGCUGAACAGAAUUCAGCUACACCUCUACCCUGAUAUAACGCGACCCGAUAUAACAUGAA